Molecule: messenger RNA, 1539 nt
Organism: Diabrotica balteata
Lineage: Eukaryota; Metazoa; Arthropoda; Insecta; Coleoptera; Chrysomelidae
Source: the annotation of a GenBank genome assembly
GGCUGGCAGGUGAAAGCUUAAAAACUUGAUUCUCCAAAAAAGUACAUUACAAAAAGACCCAUGAAACCAUUAAAAAAUGAUAUGAUCGUUAAUUGCUAACAUGGGAUUUGAAAUUAACAGGUUUCAAGGAACAGUAGAUGAAGAACUUGUAUGCCCUAUAUGUUCAGGUGUUCUGGAAGACCCCAUUCAGGCUUUAGUUUGUGAACAUGCAUUUUGUAAGGCAUGUAUAACAGAAUGGAUAUCCAGACAGCCCACUUGUCCAGUUGACAGACAGAUUGUGACUUCACCACAGUUGCGCCCAGUGCCAAGAAUCAUUAGAAACUUACUUUCGAGACUUUGUAUUACUUGUGAUAACGCCCAGUAUGGGUGUACCCGCGUGCUAAAACUGGAUGCUCUAACCGCACAUUUAGAAGAAUGCGAACACAACCCCAAAAGACCACUACCUUGCGAACAGGGUUGUGGUCUUAUCAUCCCCAAGGACGAACUAAAGGAUCAUAAUUGCGUCAAAGAAUUACGAGCAUUGAUACAUACACAACAACAAAAAUUAAAUGAAUUUCAACAGGAGAUUACCGAACAGAGAUUUUUAUUGGCUGAGCAGAGAAGAGAGAUGCAGUUGCUUAAAGAUUUUAUGCGAGCAAUGAGGAUCUCGAAUCCCUCAAUGAGGGCAAUUGCUGAUGCUAUGGAGAGAGAUGAAGUACUGCGCUGGAGUAAUUCCUUGCAAAGAGCCAGGGUAACUAGAUGGGGUGGGAUGAUCUCAACGCCAGAUGAAAUUUUACAAAGAAUGAUUAAAAGGACGUUAAACGAAAUGGGUUGUCCGCCGCACAUUCUCGACGAUCUCAUGGAGAACUGCCACGAACGCAGAUGGCCCCCAGGGCUGUGUUCGUUAGAGACUCGACAAAACAACCGCCGACAAUACGAAAACUAUGUUUGUAAGAGGGUGCCUGGCAAACAGGCCGUUCUGGUGCUAUCCUGCGAUAACGGACACAUGGGCGAGGACAUGAUGGUUGAGCCGGGCUUGGUCAUGAUUUUCGCGCACGGAAUCGAGUAAAUUCGUUCUUUGUGAAUUGCGAGGAAGUAAGUUGUAAUAUAGGUCUGGGUGUGUGAUUUUAUGAGUACUUACAAACAAAUUUAAGUUAUUAAGAUUAAGUAUGAUUUUGGGCUCUGAGCAGAAUUGUAUGUUACUGCGGAGGAUAAAAUUAGUAAUAUGGUUGAUAGCUCCGGUGCAAAUUAUGAAGGUGAGAAUCUAGGAAGAUUUGGGUAAGUUUGACAUAAAAAUCACUCUAAAAAAAACUUAUCCCUUUAGUGGCAUACACUUCAGAAUAAUAAACUAUAACAAGCUUUAAUACAGCUACCGAGGAUACACUAGUCCUGUUUUGUAAAACAGAUCACUUAUCACUUAGUUGUUUUUGAGUUGUUUUUUAAAUAAACUAAUUUUUGGAGUCAAAAAUAUUUAUUUGUCUUGGCAGGCUAUGAGCACUCCGGGCCAAUAGUGUGGUCGUUUCAUUGAUAUCAUAAUUAGUAUGGUGAAAUAGAACUGAA